GCCGGGCCGGGCCGAGCCGGGGCAGGAUGGCCGCGGCCGUGGAGAAGGAGGCGAGCCAGCAGAGCACCCUAGGCGCCUACUCGCCCGUGGACUACAUGAGCAUCACCAGCUUCCCCCGCCUGCCCGAGGAGGAGCCGGCCGGCGCGGCGGCCGAGGGCUGCCUGCGCUCCAGGAAGGAGGAGGACGCGUUCCUGGGAGAGCAGGACACGGAUCCAGAUUCUUUCCUGAAAUCAGCUCGCCUCCAGCGCCUGCCAUCAUCUUCAUCGGAGAUGGGCAGUCAGGAUGUCUCGCCGCUGCGGGAGACCAGCAAAGACCCAUUCUCUGCGGACUGCAGCUGCCGCCAGGAUGGGCUGACUGUGAUCAUCACGGCCUGCUUAACCUUUGCGAUGGGAGUCACAGUGGCCCUGAUCAUGCAGAUCUACUUUGGGGACCCACAGAUAUUCCACCAGGGUGCCGUGGUCACCGAUGCUGCCCGCUGCACGGCGCUGGGCAUUGAGGUGCUCAACAAGCAGGGAUCCUCAGUGGACGCAGCCAUCGCCGCAGCUCUGUGCGCAGGAAUAAUCAACCCCCACACGUCCGGCAUCGGCGGUGGGGGAGUCAUGCUGGUCCAUGAUAUCCGGAAGAACAAGAGUCAGGUGAUUGACUUCCGAGAGACAGCCCCCUUUGGGAUCCAGGAGGAAGGCCUUCGGAAGGCCUGGGAGCUGAAGCCGGGUCUCCUGGUGGGGGUGCCAGGCAUGAUACAAGGGAUGCACAAGGCACAUCAGUUACAUGGAAGACUCCCAUGGUCAGAACUUUUGGGUCUUGCUGCCAACAUUGCCCAGGAUGGAUUCAAUGUCACGCAUGACUUGGCCAGAGCUAUCACCGAACUGAAGGAGCUGAACUACUCUGACAAAUUCAGAGAGACUUUCCUUCCAGAUGGCCAGCCUUUGUUGCCUGGAAUGUUUGUGAGGCGAGUCGAUCUAGCCACUAUUUUGGAUCUCGUUGGCUCAGAAGGGGUCUCGGCCUUCUAUGAUGGAAACCUAACCCAGGAGAUCAUUACUGAGGUCCAUAACUAUGGAGGAGUCCUGUUAGAAGAAGACUUCAUUAACUACAAUGCUGUAGUGGAAAAUCCAGUCCACACGGUGUAUCAAGGUCACCUCGUUCUCAGCCCUCCACCUCCACAUGCGGGUCCUGCACUGAUCACAGCUCUAAAUAUCCUGGAGGGCUUUAAUAUCACGAGCCAGGUAACCAGGGAAAAUACCCUCCAUUGGAUAGCAGAGACGUUAAAAAUAGCACUGGACCUAGCUAACAGCUUGGGAGACCCAGUCGGUGACGCAUCCAUCUACCAUAGUGUAGACGACAUGGUCAGUAAAUCAAAGGCAGAUUUCCUGCGUCAGCUGAUUAACGACUCCCAGUCCUUCCCUUCUGGUAUCCAUAUUCCACACUUCUCCAUAGAGAGCGCCCCCCCUGCUAGCCAGGUCCUUGUUAUGGGACCCGAUGACUACAUUGUUGCAGUUGUAAGUUCCCUGAACCGUCCAUUUGGAAGUGGAAUAAUAACACCCUCUGGAAUCCUUCUAAACAGUCAGAUGUUGGAUUUUUCCUGGCUGAAUAGUACAUUGAACCACUCCUCUCCUGGCCUGAGGAAUCUCAUUCAGCCUGGAAAAAGACCUCUGUCCUUUUUACUGCCCACUAUUGUUCGACCAUCUGAAGGGAUGUGUGGGACUUAUCUUUGUCUGGGAGCUAACAAUGGCCACAAAGCCUUGAGCAGCAUCACACAGGUUUUAGUAAAUGUUUUAACACUUAACAAGAACCUGAGUGAGAGUCUGUCACUGGGUCGACUGCACCCACAGCUUCAAUCCAACAUCCUGCAAGUUGACAGUGAAUUUCCCGAAGAAGAUAUUGAAUUCCUUGAAGCCAGGGGUCAUCAAGUAUAUAAAGUCGACGUGCUUUCCCUGGUUCAUGGAGCCAGGAGAACCAACAACUUCAUCAUUGGUGUGAAAGACCCAAGAAGCAUGGAUGCUGCAGGAGCAACAAUAUUAUAGCAACCUCCAGAUGGUGUGUUCUUUGGAUAAGGCUUUAAACAACAACAAAAAUGAUGUGCAUGUUCCGAAAUGGCCCGGGGAGGAACGAGCAGUGUUUGCUGUGGGUUUCUGCAUUGCUGAAUAGACCUUCGGCAUUCCCCACCUCAAACCAUGCAACAGUGGCUUGGAAAGCCACAACACAGCCCUUUGAUUUUGUAAAAAAUAAUUUGAGUUGUAAUAAUGUCAGUUGUUAUUAAAGGAAUGCUGGGAAUACACUUUUACUUUAAUAGUGCCCCAUUAGUGAUUACAGUCGUUUCAAAUGCCAACCUUAAACAUUUUAAUUUAACCAGCAGAAGCAUAAGCAAAGGAGAUGACAAAAAGAACAAAAUAUUUUGUGCCAAACAGACAAUUGCUGCUGUUGCUGUAAUUUUCAACUCCCUCCUUUCCCGGGCUUGACACCCUUGUCUCAUAUAAAUUAAUAUAUAAUACAGAUUGAUGUACUGGCUCUAGGCAGUCGUACCUGGAACUUCAGGGAUUUCUUUAAUAUUCCCCGUGGCUCAGCUGAUUUUUACUAGCAUGGAUAUUCCUAUAUCAAUUCCCAUUCAUGCAUCACUACACAUCUUUAGUACCCUUAUGUCUCCUUCACCCUCAAUGUUUUGACUUAAUUUACUGCAUAGACUCAUUGGGGAUCUGGACUUGGAGUCAAACUACGUCUACACUGGCAAAAAUGGCACCCGUAAUUCACCACUGGUGCCCCCAAAAGAGAACCACUGGGGGUGGCCACAGUGCAAGUUGUAAUGUAGAAAGCGUUCAUGUAGAGUCAGGGCUUUUUAAACACUGUCUCAUCUAACCCUGCUCGGGAAAGGUGAGUCCCUUGCUUUCAUGAGCACCAAACUCAUGCCAACACUUCAAACCAGUGCUUAGAUUCUGUUGUUGUGGGUGCAUUAGAAAACGUAAGGUAUAGAGAUAAGACAGGAAACAAAGCAAAAACUACUUACAUAAUUUUUUUUUUAGAGUCCCCAACAUCCAAGACAGGCUGAAGGAAGAAUUCAGCAUUUGACUUGUCAAUAAAAAUGAGGAAAUAAAAAGCAUGAUCAUGAUCAUUGCACAGAUUGAUUCUGGUCACCUUUUGAGCCCCUCCUUUUCUUUCCACCAGUAAAUUAUAGACAGUCACCCAGCACUUAAAGAUUUUUUAAAAAAAUAUUUUGGUCAUUGUUUUCACAGCCUAUUGUGUACUGGUUUCCUUCAUGAUGUUAAUAUAUCUAUGGCCACUGUACAUAUUAUAUAUGUGUGUCCGCUU
Molecule: messenger RNA, 3300 nt
Organism: Mauremys mutica (yellowpond turtle)
Lineage: Eukaryota; Metazoa; Chordata; Testudines; Geoemydidae
Gene: GGT7
Product: gamma-glutamyltransferase 7
Exons: 15
Coding region: 27-2021 (664 amino acids)
Biological process (GO): glutathione catabolic process
Cellular component (GO): plasma membrane
Molecular function (GO): glutathione gamma-glutamate hydrolase
Source: RefSeq, a predicted model, not a curated record